AUGAUCCGUGAAAUAAUAUUCGCCUUACUUGCGAUAAUCACUGCUUCGAGUAUGUGGUCAUUAUUAAGCAAUGUUUUUCAUAUGGCGUUUAUCGAUAAUAUGCUGUUGGAUACCGUUAUUGGAGUUGUGGGUGCUGGUAACUUCUCCUAUUGGCAAUUGGGGCAUAGUGGGCCUCUACGAGUUGAAUUAACUUCUCUCAGUGGGGAUGCUGAUCUUUAUGUAGCUGAUAAUUUAAGACCAAGUUAUGAAUUUGGUAAACAUAACUUCAGCUCUAUAAGCUUUGGUGUUGAUAUUGUCAAAAUUCCUGCUGAUUUCCCAAGACCCAUUGGUAUAGGUGUAUAUGGACAUGGAGCCCAUCCAGUAUCAACAUACAGCAUCAAUGUUUUCCUAGAUGAUGGAGAUGCAAAUGAAAUAAGAUUUAAUAAAGUCAAAAUUGAAUCAACGGUUUCUAAACCAAAAAGAAAAAUUACAACAGAAAGAGUUGAAGAAAAACCACGCUUUUUAAAAUUUCUAAAUUUUUUAGAUAUGGUUUUUGAUACAUUUGUAUUGUGA
Messenger RNA from Pieris macdunnoughi, 552 nucleotides. NCBI's taxonomy places the organism in Eukaryota, Metazoa, Arthropoda, Insecta, Lepidoptera, Pieridae. The record is from the annotation of a GenBank genome assembly.